CCGUGUUUGCAGAGGCCCUUGCGAGUUCACGACCUGUGCAUCGGAACAUACAUCUUACCUGAGAUGGCCAGCCAAUCUGUGGAGAUCGAUUCGCAGGAGGAUGGAGACACCUGCGAUUUCAGUCUGCUGGUUCAGCACAAGGACACGCUCGAAGACAUGCAGACGGUCGCGGCUGUAUGGACUAUGUGGUUCAACACGAACGGGAAGCCGAAAUACGCCGUGCCUUUGAUGGAGGACAUCGAACGCCUCACCAUCGAGAUUGCCGAGCUCCUGUCCAUGAUUGAUCCCGUGCUGGGAGGCGAUAGUCAGCCCGAGUGGGGCUGCGAACCAGCAGGAGUCAUCACUCGGGCGCGUGCUGCGCUCGAGAAGUACGAGGAGCUCAAGCCGCAUGCCAAGAACCUCUGUGAGCCGAGCAAGCCUCCACCGAAGCGCUCUGCUAGCGACCCCGAGCCACCGCCGCCAUCCAAGGCCAAGAAGAACGAGGACCAGAAGGGCCCAGCGGACGGGGAGGCCACAGAGAAUCCAGAGGAGAAAUGA
Molecule: messenger RNA, 537 nt
Organism: Prorocentrum cordatum
Lineage: Eukaryota; Dinophyceae; Prorocentrales; Prorocentraceae
Source: the annotation of a GenBank genome assembly